GUGUCCCAAAAAUUAAAAGCCCGUUUCCUUUGUUGGUGAACUCACUCUCCUGGUUCUGCAAUUAAAAUAAUGAUUAUGACUGUCAAUAGGGAUGGUAAAAUGCUUUAAAUGUAAACUUAUAUAAAGAUACGUAACAACAUUUCAUUUCGUUGUCGUCUGGCUCCCCUGGACCUGUUUUUCACCUCAAACAGUAGCAAAGAUGGCGGAGAAAGAGGAGAGUAGUCAAGCUGGGGAAAACAAAACUGAGCUGCAGAUCAUUAAGGAGCUGGUGGAUGAACUGUAUCAGUUCAAAGAUUGCUAUUUUGAGACCCAUGGCGUGGAGGAGGCUGGACGGAAACCCGAUGACGUCAAACAGAAGAUGGAGGAGAUACUGAAGAAGCUGGAGGAGAAAGAAGACAGCUUAAAAAACAAAGUAGAGUUUCUGAUGCAGAAAGGCCGGUGUCUGAACGUGGCGCCGGACUACAGUGCUGCAGCAGAGGAGUGCUUGUCCCGAGCUGUAAAGCUGGAUCCCUGCCUGGUGGAGGCCUGGAACAUACUGGGGGACCAGUACUGGAAGAAGGGAGACCUUAUUGCUUCUAAGAACUGCUUAACUGGUGCCCUGCAGCAGGAGAAGAAUAAGGUAUCUCUACGCAACCUCUCCAUGGUGCUGAGGCAGCUGCCAGCAGCUAAUAAUGAUGAACAUGGUAAGCGUGUGCUGGAGAGUGUGGACUUGGCCCGGGAAGCUGUGCAGCUGGAUGUCAGUGACGGGACUUCAUGGUUUGUUCUUGGAAAUGCCUAUUUGUCUCUGUUUUUCACCUGCGGACAGAAUCCACAAUUCUCCCAACAAGCUCUAAGCGCCUAUGCAAAAUCUGCCGAAGACAAGAUUGCAUCCAGCACCCCAGAUCUGCACUUUAACAGAGCCAACCUGUUUUACUACGAGGAGAUGUUCGGAUGCGCGCUGGAAGGCUACAGCCGAGCGGCAGCGUUGGACCCAAACUGGGAGGAGCCGAGGGAGAAGGAGAAGCAGUUGCUGGAGUAUCUGGAAAAAGUGUCAGAACUCAUCCAGAACAAGGGCAAGGUGAAAACACGUCGGCUGAGGACGAUGUUGUCAAGCCUCAACACGUCUGCUCUGGGCCCCUGCUCGUCCCCGCAGUUCCGCUCCCCUUCUGGCCGUGUGGGCAGCCUGGAGCCGCGUUCCCUCUCCUCCCUCCCACACGGCCAUAACGCUGGAGUGGCCGCCAUGGGGAAGGUGGUGUUCAGCCUUGCCUCUCAGGGUCGCAUGGCCUUUACGUUUGGCAUGGUGGACAGUGAUGAGACAUGUAUAGUAGUGAUGGUGUACAACACGGCAGACACCUGGGGCGUCCUGAUCGGAGACACUGUGGUCAUCCCUGAACCCAACGUCAAGCGUCACAGCAUCACACAUAAAGACAAGUCCUAUGACUUUAAAAGCAUACGGGUGGACUCUCCCCUGCUCCUCAUCGUCAACGGCAAGAAGCAGAACGUCCAAAGUCAGAUCCCUGUGUCUGUCAGCUAUGAGAACCGCCAAAAACUUAAGGAAACGCACUGAAAUGUUUUUUUUUACCUGGAGUUUAACAGUUGUUUGUUUAGGUUUUUAAAAUUUUCUGAAUCCUGUGCCUGGUUCAAACAUUUUUUUAUUAUUAUUAAUAUUAUUUCUUGUUUUUGUUUAUAUCCAUGAUGGUCCUGUUUUGUUAAUUUACAACAUUUUCUCAUGAGUCAGCUUUUAGUGUUAAGCCCUGAAUUCUGUUUACUUGGGAAAAAUAAAUAAC
This is a messenger RNA of Cyprinodon variegatus (sheepshead minnow), 1766 nucleotides long. It is a transcript of the gene ttc5, whose product is annotated as tetratricopeptide repeat domain 5. Lineage: Eukaryota; Metazoa; Chordata; Actinopteri; Cyprinodontiformes; Cyprinodontidae. The record is from RefSeq and is a predicted model, not a curated record. The coding region runs from base 200 to 1546 and encodes 448 amino acids. The transcript has 9 exons. Gene Ontology annotation, molecular function: protein binding.